Orussus abietinus is the source of this 6454-nucleotide messenger RNA. RefSeq names its product phosphatidylcholine:ceramide cholinephosphotransferase 2. Gene Ontology annotation, molecular function: sphingomyelin synthase activity; ceramide cholinephosphotransferase activity. Gene Ontology annotation, biological process: ceramide biosynthetic process; sphingomyelin biosynthetic process. The record is from RefSeq and is a predicted model, not a curated record. The transcript is spliced from 7 exons. Lineage: Eukaryota; Metazoa; Arthropoda; Insecta; Hymenoptera; Orussidae. Bases 1833 to 3035 code for a protein of 400 amino acids. Gene Ontology annotation, cellular component: endoplasmic reticulum membrane; Golgi membrane.
ACAUCGAGUCGUCCCAGAUCUCCAUAUCCACGGUUGCGUAAAUCAGACCCCUCGUCCUCAUGCGGGGACACUUGGCGCGAGACGCUACCUCAAUAUCUCGAUGGGAUGAAAAAUUCCAAAAGCGGCCCCCCAGGUGUCAAAUAAAUGUUAUAAUAUUUCUGAGGAACCGGUCGCGCCGAAUUUUAUGACGUGGCUAAUCCGAGAAAGAUUGCACUUUUCCCCGGGGAAAAAAAAAAGAAAAAAAAUUCCUUCUCGACUGAAAUCUAUUAUUCGAUGUUUUACCCCGUUUCAAAGGUGUCGGCACCGGAAACGUCACUCGGGUGACGGUGAGAAUUUUUCUUUCCAUCAACCGGCGUCGAUCGAUUCCGCCUUUUGCGUCCCCUUAAGCCCGGAGUAGGCGCGAGUCCAGCCUAAAUUCCACGCCCGUGACGGGGACCUUUAAUUGUCUUUACCUCCGGCUCUUUUUCCCUCCAUUUCGUGAUCGAUAGGCAGUGACAGUGGGUGCGUCACGAGUUCACCGGCGAGCACAUGCGCGGCCACCCACACAGCCGAGACCUUAAAAAGCUGCUCAAACAGACCGACCGUCGACGGAACGUUCCUCGAUGUAGUCGUCUCGCACCUUCCACCUCGAGUAUCGUGGGACCUACAGUUGCCAGGAUUUUCGUUGCGUUACUUUGUGCCAUUUUGAGCCGUUUUGCGCCACUCUGUGCCAUUUUUCGCCAUUUUUCGCCACGUCGCAUCGCGUCCGGCGCUCCCGUUCGCACGCGCGCGAUAAUUGGCGAGCUCGGCAGAAACGAGCACUCGAUGGUCAGUAACCGAUGCGAAAGGAAAGUAAGCCUCGUUCUCAGCUGUCGGGGCAGCGUGCUAAAAGGUUUCUCUUUGAAGGAGGCGCCCGCCAUCGGGUGCCAGUUUCGCGUGCCCGGACGGCUCUAAUUACUCGGCUUGCAUUACCAGGCCGCGUAAUUGCACCCGCGAGGCGAUCAAGGUCUUAGAUGCAGACUCGAUGGCGAGGAGCUCGCGAUUUUCCGGGGAGGGAACGUUCGAGAACGCGAAUUACUCGACUCGCGAGUCGCCUUCCUCAAGUCGCCAAUAUCUGCGAUUUUAACUCCUUCCCAUUUUCUUGUUUUUUUUUUUCGCCGUUACGCGAGGCGACAACAUUACCUCGUCCUCGUGGAAUUACGGCGGUUCUCGUCGUAAACUCCCCCGGUAUGAAGCUGUUAGGGUAAUUAACUGGCGUCGGUAAAAAAAAAAAAGAAUAGGGAAAAAACAGAAAUAUCGGAAGUCGCGCCGAUUUCUCGUCGCCCUUGGCAACGGACGACGCGGAAUCAGCUGAUCUCUCGCGGCGCCUCCAGUGGGGGCGAUUGUUAAAUCACGGGGAUGAUUAUGGAUUCCCUGAGGGGGGAUAUUGUAAACGUUUGCCGGAGAAAAAAAUGCCAUUAUCGACGAUAUUCUCCCCGGGACUCGACUGGCUUGUUUGCGCGAGAUUAUCGGACUCGCUGCGAGGUUAAAAAAUUCAUACAGUCGCGAAAAACGCGCGGAUGCGCUCGCAAGGAUCUUCCGUAGCGAGGUUUCGCCUUUCCUCGGGGAUUUAUUUCCAUUGGGUGAUUCUCUGUGAAAUUUCGGGACUGUGAUUAAUAUUCGACCUCGGGCCAUCGGAGGGAGAGGAAAACAAUGAGGUAGACCGACCGGUCCGUAAUCGAAGGUUACUCGGCUAGGUACAAUUGUUCGACAUUCGGGCGAGAUGUCCGCCGAAUGCGGUGGGCUUAUAAUUCCGACUAUCUGCGAGGGCCUUUGACCAGAAAGAGAAUCAGGCCAAUGUUGUCCGACCUUGGAUGGUAUUGGACCCCAAGGCCACGAGUCUGCACAGCGAUUACGGCAGCUUCGAUCGACCACUGGCCGGGGCGGAGGGGCACGAGAGGGACGUCGAGGCGGCAGCGGUGGACGGGAGCAGCGCCGGGAUGGCACAGUCCAGCGACGUGUACCAACGCCAGCCACUGCUCCCAGGGGCGCCGGCCAAGGGAAAGGACAAGUGGACCGGGGUCGGCUCCGCGACGGACUACUUCGAGGACGACGUGGACGAGAAGAUCGACUCCCUCGGCCAUGCCAGGCAUCAGGGCAUGCCCAACGGGGUCGGCAGCGGCAUCAUCAAGCUCGAUAUCCCGGCACCUCUCAGGGAGGAGCCUCGGUUCCCUAAGGAGAAGUGGAAAACCUUCCUUGCGUUCCUGUUCAUGGUCGUCAACUUCAUACUCACGACCGCCUCCCUCGCCAUGGUGCACGAGCGUGUCCCGGAUCGCUCCACCUAUGGACCCAUUCCCGACAUCAUCCUCGACAACGUAGAGGCCCAGGACUGGGCUCUGAACGUGUCCGAGGUCCUCAUUAUGAUCGCCUCCAACUCGGCGACGCUCUUCAUCAUCUUCCACAAGCACAGGUUCAUCGUCGUUAGACGGGUGUUCCUGCUUAUGGGGCUGCUUUAUAUGAUGCGCAGCGUCACGAUGUAUGUCACGGUGCUGCCCAUUGCCAGCAAAUCCUACUUCUGCAGCCCCAAGGCCAACGCCACGACCCCUCUCAUCGUCACGAAGAGGGUACUGCAAUUAAUCUCCGGCUUCGGCUUGUCCAUUAACGGCAAGCACACUUACUGCGGGGAUUACAUCUACAGCGGUCACACGGUCGUUCUUGUACUUAGUUACCUGAUUGUCAAGGAAUACUCCCCGAGAAAGUUUCAACCUAUCCACUGGCUCCAUGGUCUCAUGGCUUUCACUGGCGUCGUCAUGGUCCUUCUAGCGCAUGGUCAUUACACCGUGGACGUCCUCAUAGCGUACUACGUUACCACGCGUCUAUGGUACAUCUAUCACACCCUAGCGAAUAAUUCUCAUCUAAAGCAAUACGGACCAAACAAUUUUUUGGCCCGGCUGUGGUGGUUCCCCUUAUUCCGGUACUUCGAGAAGAACGUCGGAGGUACCGUUCCACAACAUUACGACUGGCCCUUGCCGUGGCCGCGACGAUUUCUUGCCAAGCACCCCAACAGGGAUAGUUAAUAUCCGUCCAGGUCUCCCGUUGGAUCGUGGAUUUGCGGGGAUGCUGUUCGCUGUACAUACAUCUACGAUUAUCACAUAAAGUGUCCCUUUCUUGGUCGAGAGGCUAGCCCAAGAGGCGUGUGAAACUUGGCGCGGAGGCGUAUGACUCGAGUGUACCGAGUCUCGAGGAAAUGUACAGACCUUACUUUUCUCCAUCGCGCCUGAAGCACCGAUGACAAGAGGCUAACCUUCUCCCCGUUCAUGGGUUUGCUGUUAACUUUUUCCGCUGACUUCGGCACGCAAAUCUAGACGCCCUAACGGGUGUGGAACUAUUAGAACAACGAUGCAUAAUAGUUUUUUUUUUUUUUUUUUUCGUACGAUGAGCGAAGGAUGCACACUAGGUGAGGAGGAAUAAUCGUCACAGUCGUUACAUGGACAUUGGAUAAACGUUAGAACGGUAAUGCCAAGAUUCAGUGAUUGUACCGGUAACUGAUCUCCGAUCGGUCGAAACGCAUGAUCGGCGAACCGGAGCUAAUUACCGCUACGGCAAUUGCGAUCGCGUAAGAGGUGGAAACGCGGCGACUGUUGCGAUUAUCCUUUCUUCCUGUAUUCUCCCGUACGGAAGUCAUACGAGUAAGAUCGCGUAGAUCCGAGGCUACAAUGUAUCUCACUUUGUCAUAGCCUGGAGUUAGUUCUCCUGUUAGCUCCCGAUUUAAUGGUAACGUGAUCUUGUACUCGGUUGCUCCCAGGGUAUGUCGGGUUCAAUUAGAUCGAUUGGCCAAUCGAAGACAGUGAUUUUAUCCUGCCAGUCUUGGCACGAGUCGGCGGGGUAACUUCCUGCUUCCCUGAAAUUGUCAACGUCACGGGACGGGGAAAGUAACGCUACCUUCGUUUCCCUACUAUUUCUCUUCUUCUUCUUUUUUUUUUUUAGUGUUUACCUAAGAGUACAAAAAUUACUUAUAAGCGUUUGUGCACACAAUUCGUUUACGCAUUUGAAGCAUCGUACAUUGUUUUGAUAUCGGAAUCGGGCGUAGCGAUCGGAGAUUAACGUGUACACACAUUGAACGUUAAAUCGAAAACUGAUUUAUACCCACGUAGAGUGGAAUCGGAGGGUCGAGAGAUUUGACUUUUUUGAUCGAUUUUUUACGUACCCUGGUCGUUACUUCGUCCAGCACUUAGACACAUCCUGUGUUCUGGUGAAAGCGAGGCCGGCCGGCAUUUUGAACGCUGGUUGGCUCUCUCAAAUGAAUCUAGCCUUCUGCCUUGCGGACUAUGCGAGAGCCGACUUUUUCUGCAAGACUAUUGGAUUAACGCGGUCUGUCUACGGGAAAGCUUAAACAGCCAGUAGAGAGUUAGUUAAGCAGAAUAUAAGUGGGACCAAAUACGGUGGAAACAGAAAUGGCGCGACCUGGUGCGAUGCGAGCGGUUUAAAGACUCUAAUUAACGCGCUAUUUAAACCGUUCGGAUCUCUUUGCUCGAUGGACACGUUCGGUCCCGAACAAAAUCGACUCCGUUUGCGAAAGGAAGAGCUCGUAGGAACUCAGAAACGAGACUGAAGCGCCCCUCGAGAAAAGAGAUUCCUCGAUGGCUGAAGUCGCAGACAUUGUACUCGGAGACUUGAGAGAAAACUUCUAGCUGUCCUUGAAGCAGCUUAUGAGGAAGAGGAAAAAAUCUUCAGGAAGUCUAUGAGGGAUGCCGAAAAACUGCAUUAGCCCCUAGUUGCGAUUCUUGUCUUUGGUCAGACUCUAUAAUCGGUUUCUUCUUCAAUGUCUCGCCUUCCUGGGGGGGAAAAGAAAGACAAUAGAAAAUACGGUAACGAACGCGUUUAACGUCCACCCGACGAAUCCGACAUUCGGACGACUUCUUUGAGGAUUUAACCAUACGGUUUUACGGAUGAUCGGUGAAAAGUAGCUCGACUGACUCUUUCCGCUUCUCCGCGCGCCAUUUUCUUUCGCCUGGGUGGUUGACUUUGGAUGAGUUUCGCGACAGGCAGGGGAAACUGGGCCUCGAGGAAAUUAAUAUAAGUGCGUUCUCCGGGCAUCUUGAUAUUCCUUUAUCUUAAAUAUAUAUGCGUUUAGUAAGAAUUUCUGUCAAGGCGCGACAAAUAAUCAUGGUUUAUGUCGUCACCAUAGAGCGGCUCCCACGUCGCGAGGUAGCCCUAGUCGGAGGGGACGUCAAACUGUGUAGCCUUUUAGGCGAAAAAGUGCUUUUCCGUAUCAUGUAAGAGCACCGACAUUCCCGUUACAUAACGAUGAACACUUUUUCCAAUCUACUUCGCGCCUGGUGCAAACACGGGCUCUCUCGCGGGUUUGUACAUAUAUUUCGUUGCAAACGAUACCAGACGACCAUCUCGUGCGGUGCUCUCAGGCGACGAGCACACCACCCGAAGAAACGCCUGUUCCUCGAACAUUUUCACGCGUAUAGAUAUGAAAAUGUCGAUUAAAACGUUUCACCGCGACCGGCCGAUGCGAAUCAACAUUACAACCAGUCAAAUUAAUUCGGCCGACUCCGUUCUCCCAGCCCAGUACUCGCGUAAUGGCGCGGUGCAUUCUUUCCAAUGCUCAAAAUGGCGCAUCCCGAGCGCGCUUCGGGUUCCCCUCGAAAACCUCAAAUAGAACUGUGUUCUUAUUCGACGAAGUGCCCUCGACGCGCACAAUGCUAGACUGCUUGCGGGGCUGCUUCAAGUCGAAGUCGUCGAAUGCACCGGAUUAAUGUACACGAUGCAAUUAUGCGCGUAUUGGGACCGCAAACGGUCAUGAAGAAUCGAACGCGUGUAGGCGCGCCGCUAGGAAAUCGGAAUAUACGGGAUAACCACGGGCGAGAGUGCGAAUUGUACGUAAUCUCUAAGGGCUAGGAUAUUAUAUUACGGUUCCUUCCAUUUACGGAGGGGCUACUCGUUGAUGUUUAUAAGAGGAUUAUAAAGAUUUAUAAUACGCUUGAGUACGGAGCGCCGGAGGGCGCCCGGGCGCGGCCACCUCCGCGUACUCUCCUAUAUUUUUACGUGUAGAUAUUUUUUGGUAAAACGUUAAGGAAUCAUGAUCUGAUUAAGAUAGCGAGAAUAAGGGACUCGUUUGUACAUAUGAUACCGAUAGAUAUCUAGGUGGGCUUUUGAUGCGCGACGCGGAUCGUCCGCUGGCGUUGCCGAAUCUCGCAGCCUUAUCAUUGUCCUUUGUAUUUCCAACGUUUCUCGCUGAAACCGAUUUAUGCUGCUCCGUUGAUUAAUACUAUACAAUUUGGAAACGUACGUGCCGUUGCGCGGACAUAUACAUACAUACACACACGCGCGGAUGCAAGUUUAAUUCCCGUUCCCGUUACCGUAUCUGUAUAUAUAAUUUUAUAUAGUUAUUUAUAUAUAUAUACUCUAUGCCAUUAUUCUUAUGAUUACUAUUAUUAAUAUUAUCAUUACACCGUUACAAUAAAGGCACGAGAUGAAGCUGUAA